Oncorhynchus kisutch (coho salmon) is the source of this 2500-nucleotide messenger RNA. RefSeq names its product retinoic acid receptor RXR-beta-A-like. Gene Ontology annotation, biological process: regulation of DNA-templated transcription. Gene Ontology annotation, molecular function: zinc ion binding; nuclear steroid receptor activity; sequence-specific DNA binding. Bases 262 to 1710 code for a protein of 482 amino acids. Lineage: Eukaryota; Metazoa; Chordata; Actinopteri; Salmoniformes; Salmonidae. The record is from RefSeq and is a predicted model, not a curated record. The transcript has 13 exons. Gene Ontology annotation, cellular component: nucleus.
GUCAACCACAGGCAGCAGGGCAGGGGAAGGGAGGACUGACGACGAGGGAAAGUGGGGAGAGAGGAAGAACUCGUGGCCUGCCUGACCUACCACCAUAUAUUUUCAUGCGAAGAAACUGCACGAUCAAGAACACCUGUUUUUGGUCCCCCAAAACGACUCUGGCCCGGGCCUCACUCAGUCCGCGGUCUUGAGUUGGGUAGCAGGGUGAUUGAAGCACGUCUAUCGGUGUCACAGCGCGUCUUUUCCACCAAGGAGGCAGUCAUGGGCGACAGCAGAGAUUCCCGCAGCCCAGACAGCUCCUCUGUGUCCUCCCCUCCCUCGGGCCUGCACUCACCCCCCCUGACCCCCACAGCUGCCGCCAUGACAUCUCUGCCGCCCUUCACCUCGGACGUCAACAGCCCCACCAGCAGCAUGGGCUCGCCCUUCUCUGUCAUCAGCUCCUCUUUGGGGUCGCCAUGCCUGCCCGGGACACCCUCGGUGGGCUACGGCCCCAUUAGCAGUCCCCAGAUCAACUCCACAGUGUCCAUGUCGGGGCUGCACGCGGUCAGCAGCUCGGACGACGUGAAGCCUCCGUUCGGGCUGGGGGGCCACAGCCCAGGGGGCCCCAUGCUCUCCCAGAAGCGCCUGUGUGCCAUCUGCGGCGACCGCUCCUCCGGUAAGCACUACGGAGUGUACAGCUGCGAAGGCUGCAAGGGUUUCUUCAAGCGCACGGUGCGCAAGGACCUGAGCUACACCUGCCGGGACAACAAGGACUGCCUGGUGGACAAGCGCCAGCGCAACCGCUGCCAGUACUGCCGCUACCAGAAGUGCCUGGCCUGUGGCAUGAAGAGGGAAGUGGUCCAAGAUGAACGACAGAGAUGUAAGGAGGAAAGAGGGAGGGAAGGAGUGAUGUCCGUGCAGGAAGAGCGCCAGAGGAACAAGGAGCGGGAGAGUGAGGCGGAGUCGACCAGCGCCGUCAACGAGGAGAUGCCCGUGGAAAAGAUCCUGGAGGCCGAGAUGGCCGUAGAGCAGAAGACCGAGGUGCAUGCCGACGGGACCUCCGAGGGCAGCUCGGUAAAUCCCAACGACCCGGUCACCAACAUUUGCCAGGCUGCAGACAAGCAGCUGUUUACCCUGGUGGAGUGGGCCAAGAGGGUCCCCCACUUCUCUGAGCUGGCCCUGGACGACCAGGUCAUCCUGCUACGCGCUGGUUGGAACGAGCUGCUGAUUGCCUCCUUCUCUCACCGCUCCAUCAGCGUGAAAGAUGGCAUCCUACUGGCCACCGGCCUGCAUGUGCACAGGAACAGCGCCCACAGCGCUGGCGUUGGAGCCAUCUUCGACAGGGAGAGUGCGCACAAUGCAGAGGUUGGGGCCAUAUUUGACAGAGUUCUCACUGAGCUAGUCAGUAAGAUGAGAGACAUGCAGAUGGACAAGACCGAGCUCGGGUGCCUCCGAGCCAUCAUCCUCUUCAACCCGGAUGCCAAGGGCCUGUCCAGCUCCAGUGAAGUGGAAUUGCUGAGGGAGAAGGUGUACGCAUCGCUGGAGUCCUAUUGUAAACAGAGAUACCCCGACCAGCAGGGCAGGUUCGCUAAGCUCCUCCUCCGGCUGCCAGCGCUACGCUCCAUUGGCCUGAAGUGCCUGGAGCACCUGUUCUUCUUCAAGCUGAUUGGUGACACCCCUAUCGACACAUUCCUCAUGGAGAUGCUGGAGGCGCCCCACCAGCUGACCUAGGAACCAGGUUCUGCUCUGGUCCAUCAGGGAUUCUAGUUCUGGCACCACAACCCCUUCUUCACUCAUUAAAUCCCCCCCAAGCUGAUACAGCUCUCCAAAAGACCAUAUGCUGUCAAAAACAAACACUUUUUCCAACACGCACACAGAAACACAUACUUUUUUCACAGUAGGGUUUAAGACACAUGGAAAUAUCUCAUUUUUAACCACAAGUUUUAUCAUGAGUUAGCCUUCAGUUUGUAGCCUUCAGCUUUGUGUGUAAACGCUUCUGCGAUAUCCGGUAGACCUCUUAGCUUCUUGUGGGGUUCGUAGGUUAUUCAGAUACAUUGCUGUACGCAUAGAUAUGACGAGGGGCUUACUCCCCCUUUGGUUUUACUCUUGGGUUUACCCCAAACCCGUCGUAAUCAGGUGUGUAAUAUUUCAAUCAAGUCUCCCAACUUUUCCAGCUUCUAUUGGUCGGGACGCAACCAACGGAGGCAGACGCGCCCCUCUCAGUUCACCAAUCCGAAUGUGAUUUGAAUACUAUGCUUUAUUCACGCUGAAAUGCGCUGAAUUUGUUUUGAAGUACUGUACUCAUAUAAUGAGACCUUUUUAAGGCAUUGAAAUCCAAGGAGGGGGCACUUUGUUUGGCCCUUCUUAAAGCUCACACCAGGCUUUCAAAGAAAUAAAGUGACUUAUAGGAUGUUUUCUUUUGUUUCUUUGUGGUGUUUGGUCUUCAAGUCCAAACAAGUGCCAUUGGGCACAGAAAGUGCAACCUUGUUCAAGAGCACUGUGUGUCAUUGGUGCUGUUGUA